Gallus gallus (chicken) is the source of this 4574-nucleotide messenger RNA. RefSeq names its product ERBB receptor feedback inhibitor 1 (gene ERRFI1). Gene Ontology annotation, cellular component: extrinsic component of cytoplasmic side of plasma membrane. Gene Ontology annotation, biological process: negative regulation of epidermal growth factor receptor signaling pathway; regulation of keratinocyte differentiation. Bases 1804 to 3201 code for a protein of 465 amino acids. NCBI's taxonomy places the organism in Eukaryota, Metazoa, Chordata, Aves, Galliformes, Phasianidae. The transcript is spliced from 5 exons. The record is from RefSeq and is a predicted model, not a curated record.
ACUGCCGGGGCGCUGCUGCGGUUCGGCGCGUGCGUGUCGCGUCGGCGGCCGCGCGGGGACAUGCGGAGCUGCGCGGCGCUCGGGGUAAGCGGCCCCGCUGGGGCUCGGCCUGGAACCGCUCCGCCGGUGGGGAGGGCGGAGCAGGAGCUGGGGCGGGAGGGCGGGCGCUUCUUGGGAGGCAGCGAGGAUCGGUUGGGCCGCGGCUGCAGAUCGCCGGCUCGGAGCCGCCGUCCCGGCGGUGCGGCCCACCCCAGGGGUGCGGGGCGAGGCGAGGCGGCGGCGGCACGGGACGGGCGGCGCGUUCUUCCUGUGUUGCGGGCGCGCUCCCCUCGGAUUUUCAGAAGCCGCCGCUGUACCCUCUUUUACAGCGCAUCCGCUGCGUGCGCUCCGCAGGGCUCGGGCUGCUCCGCUCGCCCACGUCGCUUUGUGCCCAGGUUUAUUUUCUCCCCGUGGUAAUUAACCCGCACAGACGUUUCAUUCAGUUAUUGCACGAAGGCCUGCUUUUUGAGGGGACUUCGUGACAAAGCCCCGUGCCCGUCGCUCUGCAGUGCAGGCGUUAUUUCAGGGGAGGGCAGUUCCCCUUCUCAUUGCCUUAAAACAUAUCGCAGUGCGGCUGAUGCUGCGGUUAUGACUGAGUCUGCUUGACAGGAGUUGUUUCCUGAAUGUAAACUGGCUGUAUUCACGUUAACAUUUUCAGGAGGGCAAAGAACUGUACCUUAAAGAUGCAUCUCAAACUUGACAAGCCGAUGCAAGGCUAUUGUCUUGCUGUUUAAUUAUUAGCUUUCUGCUGGUGACUGGCAAGAUCCUCCCGGUUUGCUGUGUAGGCCAUGUGAAAUGGCAGCCAGGGCUUUACCCAAACUGAACUCCCUGAUGAGCUGCUUCAGUAUAACCCCGCAGAGAUGACUGUUAGAAUCCUGAUCCAUUGUCUGGUCAACUCAUUUGUCUUUCUGUCCAUCGUCUUCUGUGUCAGAGUUGUGGAAUACGUUGUUUGUGACUUGGCAUGAUCUGAAUGGUGGUUUUCUGUCUGCACUACGUGGGCAUCAUCUGAGAUGUUCUACAGCAGGAUGGUCCAUUUCUGGUUGGCAAUAGAUUUAAAGCACCCUUCUGUUGAGGCUGUUGCUCAGGGCAGUUACCUGGUUACAAAGAUGAAAGCACUUGAGAGAUGAUGUGACCACCGGAGAACAAAGUUUAUUGAGGGGAUUUUGGGGGGUUUGGGUUUUUGUUUGUUUGGGAUUGGUUUUUGGUUUUGGUCUGUUUAAGUAUUCCAGUAAGUGUAAUAAGGUAAUGUAGGUUCUUAAAGUGCUAUUGGAAGUCCAAAACACUUGAAUAUCAGAAGGAGUGGCUCUAUCUCAAGUAUUUGUGCUAAAUAGAAAGUCAGAGGAGGGGGGAAAGGAAGUUACAUCACAUUGUCAAAUAAGGAACAGCUAGCUAGAGUGGAUGACUUGUAGUGCAAAAAUGUGCCCCUCCUCCUGUGAAUUGCUUUUGAGAUUCAUUACAGAUACGUGGUGGCAAGCACUGAAACUGUACCACCUUCACAAGCACUCAGAGCGCUGCGAUCUCAGUGCCACAAUCCAUGUGGAAGUAGGACAGAGGAGCAGAGUAACCGGAAGCCCAUUCUGAGUAACACACGUUGUGCAAAUGAGGAGCAAACAAGCACGAAGGAUACAGAAUGCUGCGUAGCUGCAUGGCAUCCACUUUCUUUAGCUAAAGCCUGAUAUUACUUAUGGGAAUGCAAACUGCAAGAAGCCUGUCAGCUCCUGGGAGUUUCUAGAAUUGGGAGAUAUCACCACAGAGCAGUACACAAUGUCAACUGCAGGAGUUGCUGCUCAGGAAAUGAGAGUCCCACUGAAAACUGGAUUUCUUCAUGCUAGUCAAGGCAUGGGGGGUCUAAAAACCUGCUGGGGUACCCACAGUGGAUUUGAGAAUACUUUCUUUAACGUGGACCCCAUAGCAGUGGCAUAUAACUUGAAUCCAUCAGCAGAGCAACGUUUACCAUCCAUUGGACACUCCUCCAACUGCGUUUCCACAAAUGACCACAGCUUUGCUGAAAGUUGCCUCCAAGUCCCAUCUCAGAAAUCUAGUCCAGCUCCUGUAAGUCCCAGAAAUGAGCAGCCAAUUUCAAGAUAUGAAGACCAGCUCAUUCCUGGCUUUAGUAAACUGUCAUUAACCGCAGGCUGUGUUUCUGAGGAAACACCUCCUCAUAUGCCAAUAAAAAAUGGGCCAAUUCAAUUUCUGUCUGCAUCUUCCAAUGACCGUAGCUCCAGGCCACUACCCCCUCUGCCUGUCCCUGAGGAUAUUACUCCAGACGAGGUUGACAGAGAAGUGGAGUUCCUGACUAGCUCAGAUACAGACUUCUUGUUAGAAGAUUAUGGACUUCCUCCUUUUAAAUCCAGUGGUUCGAGUCGGCGGAGCUUUAGAGGUUGUGGACAAAUCAACUAUGCAUAUUUCGAUGCUCCAACAGGACCAAAAACAGAAGAUGCCAACCCUACACAAAGCAUAAAUGGAUGCAUAUCCAGUAUCUACCCUCCUCCACAGCAGCUGCAUCGACGUUUGCGAAGGUCCCAUUCAGGACCAGCUGGCUCUCUUAAUAAACCAGUAGUGAGACUAUCUGGACACUUAAACAGGUCUUCUCCAAACUCUGAUGAAGAUAAACCAGAGAUCCCCCCAAGAGUUCCCAUACCUCCAAGGGCUCUCAAACCAGAUUACAGAAGGUGGUCAGCAGAAGUUGCUUCUAGUGCAUACAGUGAUGAAGACAGGCCUCCCAAAGUGCCCCCCAGAGAACCUUUGUCUCGUAGUAAUUCCCGUACUCCAAGUCCUAAAAGCCUGCCAUCAUACCUCAAUGGGGUUAUGCCCCCCACCCAGAGUUUUGCACCCGAUCCUAAAUAUGUCAGCAACAAAGCUCUACAAAGACAAAAUAGUGAAGGAUCUUCCAACAGGGUCCCUUGCAUUCUUCCAAUUAUUGAAAACGGUAAGAAGGCCAGUUCAACACACUACUAUCUGCUGCCUGAAAGGCCUCCCUAUCUAGACAAGUAUGAGAAAUUCUUCAGAGAGGCAGAAGAAACUAGUUCUAAUACAGAGGUUCAGUCCUGGUCUGGUGACUGCAUGGCCACUUCGGUCCCAGCAAGACUGGACUCGAAACCUAGAAUGGACAUAGCUGGUCAUCUGAAAAGGAAACAUCUGUCUUAUGUGGUUUCUCCAUAGCCUCUGGGAGCACAGCUCAUCUGGGUUGUUGAGGAUGGAGCCAAACUUUAUCAUGUUAAAAAGAUCUUAAGGUUCUCAAAGUAGGACAGGUUUGUCCUUUGUGAACUAGGUAGUGGAUGGUAAAGUCCUCUUAGUUUGCACCUCUCUGGUAUGUUUCUUAAGUCUCUUUUUUGUUUUGGUACGUAUACCUGAAAACUGACAAAGAUUGCACAGAAACAUACAGAGAUGGUAGUUGCAGUUGGCCAGUUAUAUGCUACCUUAGAUAAGUGUAUUUGGUAGUCACGUUAUCAAAAUAAGUCUAAAAAAAAUUUAACUUUGCUUAUGAGUUCCUUACAAACCUGACAACAGAGCAGAUAAUGCAGUACAGUUCUCGUACCAGGCAUUUCUAAAAUUUCUUUUGCACAGUAACUGCCAAGUAGAGAUUCUAUUCUCUUUCACUAUGAAAUACCAACUUGGUAAGAAGGUGACUGCAAUAUCACUUAGAUAACCGAUAACUUUCAGGCCUGUCGAGCAUACUGAAAAUAUUUUUAGACUAUUAAAUCCAUUUUACAACUUAAUUGGUAACCAGUAGACUUACUUUCAAAGUGAAGCAGCGUGGAACUGAGAUAGGCUUUGUGGAUUCUUUUAGUUCCUGGACACUUGGCUCAAUUUUGCAGUUCUUCCUAUGAGAGACAAAUAUGGACCAGAUAUUGCUAAGCUUCUGCUGCUGCUCUUUUCCCGCUGGAUCCUAGAAAGGUUCGUGUCAUAAGAAGUGGCAGAGGAUGUGAGCAGGUAUAUGAUUGCUAUAAGUAGGCCACAACAACUUCAUGCUCAUCUUGCAUCUGAAAUUGGGUGUAUUAAGCAUAACACAAGCUGGUCUUGUGUUCUGGUUUCUGUUCAGUAUUUUAGGAGAGGAGGAGAGUAUGGGGAAAAAAAUGAUUCCACUUACAAACAGUGUCACUCCUAUUUGUUUCUGCUUCUGACACUGUUUCUUGCUGUUUAAUUUUUCCUUGUUCUGCUUCUGUGUUCCAGUAAAGUUCAUUGAGUUGCCACGUUUGUGUGUUAGCAGUUUCUUGUGAUUACAUUUACCCUCUUGCAGAUAAGCACAGAAGAAAGGGUGCUCUUUAACGGAGGUACAAAAGAUGAAUGUGUUCCUCCUAACAGAAAUAGACGAGCUGUUUACAAUUUGAACUGCUGAAUGAGAUGUUUGAGCUAUUUUAAAGCUUACUUUUUAUUUGUUUUAGUACAAACUAAAUGAAGGUGAAAUACAUGCUAUAGAAAUGCACUGAUAUUUCUGCAUCAUGUACAGUAUUGAAUAAAGAAGAAUUCACUUUGUAUUUUGAAUAUUGUCAUGUCUUGAGUUUAAUAAAGUUAUAAUAUACUUAUUUAUGAUA